This is a messenger RNA of Myripristis murdjan (pinecone soldierfish), 1449 nucleotides long. RefSeq names its product alpha-synuclein-like. The coding region runs from base 262 to 645 and encodes 127 amino acids. The transcript has 6 exons. Gene Ontology annotation, cellular component: axon terminus; cytoplasm; neuronal cell body. Lineage: Eukaryota; Metazoa; Chordata; Actinopteri; Holocentriformes; Holocentridae. Gene Ontology annotation, biological process: synaptic vesicle endocytosis; synapse organization; chemical synaptic transmission. The record is from RefSeq and is a predicted model, not a curated record. Gene Ontology annotation, molecular function: cuprous ion binding.
AGUCUCUCCAUCACCGAGGCGUGGGAGGCGUCUGUCAAACCUGUGGAGUGGCUCUCUCUCCGUGGGCAAGGCACCACAUCGUCCUACAUUAUCAGCUGUAGUUUCUGCCAGAGAGAAACCUGUCUUGCAGCUCCUUUCGGGAAUCCCGGAAGACCCACCACAUUCUCAGCCCGUGAGGAAGUCGAAGCAAACAGCUGCCGCGCGUGUGUGCGUGUGUGUGUGUGUGUGUGCGGGUAAUUUUUGGGAGCCCAUCAAGCAGCCAUGGACGCGUUCAUGAAAGGUUUCUCCAAAGCCAAGGAAGGGGUCGCGGCAGCGGCGGAGAAAACCAAGCAGGGAGUGACGGGAGCGGCUGAGAAGACGAAAGAUGGGGUUAUGUUUGUCGGCACCAAAACGAAGGAUGGCGUCACGACAGUCGCAGGUAAAACUGUCACUGGGGUAACUCAGGUGGGCGGAGCCGUGGUUACCGGGGUUACCGCUGUGGCCCAGAAGACUGUGGAGGGGGCGGGCAACAUUGCCGCCGCCACUGGAUUGGUCAAGAAAGAGCCAGCCAAACAAGAGGACGAUGCCACAGCAGUGCAGAGUGUGGUAGACUCACCAGUUGAUACUGAUAAUGCUGAUGUUACAGAGGACGACACCGACGAUUAAAACGACGGCAAGAUUAACAAUCAAAGAUCAAUGACCGGAACAUUCCAUGCCGCUCUGCCAAGUCCCGUCGUGCCUCGCUGUGGUCCUUUAUGAAGUCUGUGCCCUAAGUGUGUGUGUGUGUGUGUGUGUGUAUGUGUGUGUGCGUGUGUGUACGUGUGUUUCUGUUUGUAUUACAAUGUAUGUUUGUACAUCAGUGUAUAUGUCAAGGUUUUAGAGAGAGAGAGCGAGAGCGAGAGAGAGAUUGUGUGUGUGCGUGUGUGUGUGUGUGUGUGAGCCCCUGAAUUUUUUCACAUCAGUCCUGUGAAGGGUCUCAGGUGUGUGUGCCCUCUUUGUCCAGCUGCACUUUUUACAGUGAUUCCCUCCCACUGAGAAAACCACCUGGUCACUCAGGGUGUGUGUGUGUGUGUGUGUGUGUGCGCGCGCGCGCCUAUGUGAGUUCUUGUCAACCCUGUGGCUUCGACAUCAAUAAUUCAAACAUAGGAAUAAUCCACAAUUUACCACUGAAAGCACCUAAGUGUCUAUAUAUAAAUGAAGUGAUCUGUUUGAAAUGGAAGCGUAACGAUAUCCUCUAUUUUUGUCUGUAUACUGUCACUGUUUUUUGCGGUGGACUGAAGUGCUAAGCUAUUUGUGCAUUCUUAUUGUAUUUUUUUAAGUUGUCCCUGUUUGCUAUAAAAAAAAUAGAUCAAAUAUUGAAUGGAGUUUCGAGAAAAAAGAGCAUGUAAACAAACGAGUCAGCCGAACCGCUGUGAUAUGGAUUUAUUUGGAUUUGUUUAAGUGUCGAAUAAAACGUGAAAUGGAGAAGAA